AUGUCCUCGAAACUCCCCACGGCAAACCCGACCGCAAAGCCGGCAUCUUCGUUGCAUCCGGCAUUUUACAUCAGUGCCUGGAUUGGACUGAGUUCUGGUGUGAUCAUCUUCAACAAGUGGAUUCUACACACUGCGGGUUUUACUCUCUUUCUGACAACAUGGCAUCUGGUCUUUGCAACGGUCAUGACUCGGCUGAUGGCCAAAUUCACCACACUGCUUGACUCGCGGCAUGAUGUCCCCAUGACAGCCCAGGUUUAUCUCCGAGCCAUCGUCCCCAUCGGAGCCUUUUUCAGUCUGAGUCUGAUCUUUGGUAACCUGGCCUAUCUCUAUCUGAGUGUCUCUUUUAUCCAGAUGCUCAAGGCCACCAAUUCUGUCGCCACCCUUCUUGCAACCUGGGCCAUGAGAAUUGCUCCAGUUCGCCUCGAACUGCUGGGCAACAUCUCCUUCAUCGUAGUCGGAGUUGUCAUCGCGUCCAUCGGUGAAAUCAAAUUCACUCUGAUCGGCUUCAUGUGCCAAUCCCUCGCCACAAUCUUCGAAUCUGUCCGUUUAGUCAUGGUCCAGCGUCUUCUCAGCUCUCCCGAAUUUAAAAUGGAUCCCCUAGUGUCGUUAUAUUAUUUUGCGCCCGCAUGCGCUGUCAUGAACGGGGCUAUUACUGCCUUUAUUGAAUUGCCUCAGAUGCGCUUGUCGGAUAUUACCAAUUUGGGGGUUUCCACGCUUAUUGCUAAUGCGGGUAUUGCACUUGCACUCAACAUUGCAGUCGUUUUUCUGAUCGGCAAAACAUCCGCACUGGUCCUGACGCUUUCUGGAGUGCUGAAAGAUAUUCUCCUCGUUGUCGCAUCGAUGGUCAUCUUCAGAGACCCUGUUACGCCUCUGCAGGUUGUUGGAUAUGGCAUUGCUCUUGGUGGACUUGUCUACUAUAAGCUUGGUAAGGAGGGUAUUUCUGCUUUUCUUAGGCAGAUUUCAGGGAGGUCAUAG
Aspergillus wentii DTO 134E9 is the source of this 975-nucleotide messenger RNA. RefSeq lists its product as uncharacterized. Gene Ontology annotation, molecular function: antiporter activity. The transcript has 7 exons. The record is from RefSeq and is a predicted model, not a curated record. Gene Ontology annotation, cellular component: Golgi apparatus; trans-Golgi network; endosome. The coding region runs from base 1 to 975 and encodes 324 amino acids. NCBI's taxonomy places the organism in Eukaryota, Fungi, Ascomycota, Eurotiomycetes, Eurotiales, Aspergillaceae.